Molecule: messenger RNA, 1902 nt
Organism: Rotaria sp. Silwood1
Lineage: Eukaryota; Metazoa; Rotifera; Eurotatoria; Philodinida; Philodinidae
Source: the annotation of a GenBank genome assembly
AUGUGUGAUAUAAAGGUGUUUGUUGUCGUUCUGAUUAUCUUCUUAACUGAUGCUCGUCCAAUUUCUUUAAACAAUAACAAACUUACCCCAUUCUUUCUCCAACAAGUUCAUCUCAUUGAAUCACGCCAUUCACCUAGUCUUGACGGACAACUAUUGAAUCAAGCCUAUUUGGAUCUGUUGCCGAUCGAUCGUCUACUUUAUACUUAUUAUCAAAAUGCCAAUUUGAGUGUGAAAGGUAUUGAGCCAUUAGGUGGAUGGGAAUCGCCAGAUAGCGACAUACGUGGUGUUUUUCUGGCAUUUUAUCUUCAAGCAUCAGCGAAAGCGUAUUUAGCCUAUAAUGAUACACGUCAAUUGGCAAAAGCUUAUUACCUUGUCAACGAAUUGUAUCGUGUACAACAAAUUCUUAAUGAAUCGGGUUUUCUUGCUGCAUGGCCAUCGGAGCAUUUGCGAAGAUUAGAGCGGUUAGAAAAGGUUUGGGCACCGAUCUAUUGCUACGAAAAACUUCUCCGUGGCCUCUCCGACAUGUACACUCUUACAGGUCUCACUUUAGCCGGUGAGAUGAUGCAUGAUAUGCUCGAAUAUUUAUACACUUGGGUAAUUCAUUGUAUAAAGACAUACUCCAUUUCUCAUUGGCAUACGAUGAUUUUUAGUACUACAGACUAUGAAUACGGUGGUAUUAGUGAGUUUCUUUAUGAACAAUAUGGGCUUACUGGUGAUAGACGCUUUUUUUGGAUGGCUCAACAAUUUGAAGAUGGACAUUUUCUCGGAGCCCUCUCGCUUAAUGCUGAUUUUCUCACUGGUAUACAUGCUAACUCACAUGUGCCACCAGUACUAGGCAGUGGUCGACGCUAUGCAAUUACUGGUGAACCACAAUAUCGAGCCAUUCUAGAAAAUUUUUACUCAAUUGUAUGGAACAAUCAUACCUAUUCGACCGGUGGAUCUAAUGGUGGUAAUGGCUCAGUUGGAUUCUACCAACAAGAGCACUAUAGUGAUGCUAAUCUUCUAUCACAAACUCUUUGGAAUAAUAACCAAGAAUUCUGUGUUCAAUACAAUAUGCUGAAAGUGAUUCGAAUUUUGAUUGAAUGGACUGGUCAAGUAGAAUACGUCAAUGCUUACGAGCGAGUAUUUGUCAACAGUAUUUGGGGUACACAAGAUCCGAGUGAACCCGGUCAUAUGUUAUACAGUUAUCCAUUGGGAGAAAAUGUUAGUAAACCGAAUUCUGUGAGCAGUGGAGGUAUCGGCUUCGGCUCUCAAUUUGAUAGUUUCUGGUGUUGUUACACUACAGCUAUUGAUCAAUGGACAAAAAUGAGUGAUUCAAUCUACUUCUUCGACAAACAGAACGGAGUCACCUCGGUCUAUGUAAAUCUGUUCAUUGCCUCAGAACUUGAUUGGCGUGUACAAGAACAUAUAUUGAUUCGUCAGACGACUGCCUUUCCUCGAGAAACAACUACAAUUCUUACAUUAACUACAUCAAUCGAUAUUGUUACAUUGAACAUAUACCUUCGCGUGCCAUCUUGGAUUGCCUCCAAUGAAUCCUGGAUUGAGAUCAAUGACGUACGACAACAGAUUGAACUGACACCUUCGACUUAUGUUCUACUUCCUAUUAGUCACUGGAAAACAAAUGAUCGUAUUAUGUACAAUAUGGCUAUGAGACUAUAUAUUGAACCGAUCAAUGAUAAUCCUCAAUUAGUAUCUAUUCUAUUUGGACCCAUUGUUCUUGGUGGUUUGACUACAAAGGCAAAAACAUUGCGGCGAGAUAUGAACUUUAUUCGAAGAUUAAAUUCUACAGUUCACGAACCGAUUCAAUUCGAAGCAACGACUCUGGAUAAUUCUACUUUCCGAUUAUUACCUCUCUAUGAAAUUGUCAAUGAAACGUAUACAGUUUACUUCCCACUUGGCUAA